CGGAUCCAGGGCGGGGGUCGGCGGCCCGGCCAGCCCGGCCCGGCCCGGGGCCGCGUCCUGAGAGUCAGCCCUCGCCGCUGCAGCCUCGGCGCCCGGCCGGCCGGCCAUGGAGAGCCCCCCGCCCCGCGCCGCCGGCCGGGACCCCAGUGCGCUGCGGGCCGAGGCGCCCUGGCUGCACGCAGAGGGUCCGGGGCCGCGCGCCGCGCCCGUGACGGUGCCCACGCCGCCGCAGGGCUCUUCCGUGGGCGGCGGCUUCGCGGGCUUGGAGUUCGCGCGGCCGCCGGAGUCGGAGCCGCGGGCCUCGGACCUGGGGGCCUCCGGGAAGUGGGCGGGGGCGGCGACGGGGCCCCGGACUCCAUCGGCGCACAUCCCCGUCCCAGCGCAGAGAGCCACCCCAGGAAAAGCCCGGCUGGACGAGGUCAUGGCUGCCGCUGCCCUUACAAGCCUGUCCACUAGCCCUCUCCUUCUGGGCACCCCAGUUGCAGCCUUCAGCCCAGAGCCUGGCCUGGAACCCUGGAAGGAGGCCCUCCUACGGCCCCCAGGCAGCUAUAGCAGCAGCAGCAACAGUGGAGACUGGGGCUGGGACCUGGCCAGUGACCAGUCCUCUCCGUCCACCCCGUCACCGCCACUGCCCCCUGAGGCAGCCCACUUUCUGUUCGGGGAGCCCACGCUGAGGAAAAGGAAGAGCCCGGCCCAGGUCAUGUUCCAGUGUCUGUGGAAGAGCUGUGGGAAGGUGUUGAGCACGGCAUCCGCGAUGCAGAGACACAUCCGCCUGGUGCACCUGGGCAGGAGGCAGGCAGAGCCUGAGCAGAGCGAUGGUGAGGAGGACUUCUACUACACAGAGCUGGAUGUUGGUGUGGACACGCUGACUGAUGGGCUGUCCAGCCUGACUCCAGUGUCCCCCACGGCCUCCAUGCCGCCUGCCUUUCCCCGCCUGGAGCUGCCAGAGCUGCUGGAACCCCCAGGCCUGCCUAGUCCCCUGCGGCCAACCGCCCUGCCCCCGCCCCCACCCCCUGUCCUGAGCGCUGUUGCUAACCCCCCGUCCUGCCACAGUGACCGUGUCUACCAGGGAUGCCUGACGCCCACCCGCCUGGAGCCGCAGCCCACGGAGGUCGGAGCCUGCCCACCCGCCUUGUCCUCCAGGAUUGGAGUCAGCCUGAGGAAGCCCCGCGGCGAUGCGAAGAAGUGCCGGAAAGUGUACGGCGUGGAGCGCCGGGACCUGUGGUGCACAGCCUGCCGCUGGAAGAAGGCCUGCCAGCGGUUCCUGGACUGAGUCCGGCCCAUUCAAGAACAUAACCUACCACCUUCUCCCUCCCCACCCCAACCCCAGGCCUGGGGCUGAAACAGCCCAGGGAGAGCCCCAGGGCCUGGCCUUCACCAGCUGCAGGGUCUGCUUUUAAUUGGGGGGGCCUGACCCUGAACUCCCCCAGGUCGGGGAGGGGUCCCACCACUCAAAGUGCCUCUGAAGAAACCAGCUUUUUGCACUAAAGCCAAACCGCUGUCCCCUUAGCCCAAAGGGCCCUGGGGGCAGCCCCCCCCCCCCCCCCCCCCCCGACCUGUCGGCCCAUGGAUUUGUCAAGGGUGUUAUGGGCCCAGCUUUGGGGGCCAGUCCUGAUGCACUUUGAGGAGUGUUGGGGAGAGGACUCCCCCACUCGCACUUAACUCGAUGGCUCUCGGGCCCUGGGGCUGUUUUUACCAUGUUUUUGAAGCUCAGGUGUCUCGCGUCUGGGCUGCACCAGGCGAAGAGAGAAAUUAAAGAUUUGAGGUUUUUCCAGAAGCUUUGUCUGCCUCUUGGGAAGAAGGCUGUGGGGCUGGGACCUUGGGGUGGGUGAGUGGGUGGAGGCUGGCAGCCGGCCACAGAGGGCCGAGGGUCACCCCUCAGCUGCCCCCACCCCAGGAGAGGCCGGAGGAAGGAUCAUCUGAAACGCAGGAGGCAUCUGCUUGGAGCAGCAAUUCCCCAAUUUAUUGAAAGUGAUCGCUUUGCAAGGAUGUCUAAGCUAAUCCCGUCACAGAAAGGAAACGCACAGGCGCCUAGGCAGAAACUUCGAGACUCACCGCAGAGGCCACAAGAACCCACGGCCACAGAGAGGCAGGACGGCAGAGCCAUGAUUUCCCACCAAGCGAUUAUGAGAACCUCUUCCCCCAAUAGUAGACACAUCUCCAAAACAAACACAGGUUUAUAACAAGUAAUAGAAAGUCAAUAUAAUAUAGAUUAUCCCCAGAAAAAAUCAACAAUCUUCAAACACUGCCUUUUGUCUGUUUUGUUUUUGUUGACAGGUUGAAAGCAUGUUGAAAAAAUAAAUAUUUAAGAAAAGCA
This is a messenger RNA of Piliocolobus tephrosceles (Ugandan red Colobus), 2317 nucleotides long. RefSeq names its product SLC2A4 regulator (gene SLC2A4RG). Gene Ontology annotation, molecular function: RNA polymerase II cis-regulatory region sequence-specific DNA binding; DNA-binding transcription factor activity. The record is from RefSeq and is a predicted model, not a curated record. Bases 107 to 1273 code for a protein of 388 amino acids. Gene Ontology annotation, cellular component: nucleus. NCBI's taxonomy places the organism in Eukaryota, Metazoa, Chordata, Mammalia, Primates, Cercopithecidae. The transcript has 8 exons. Gene Ontology annotation, biological process: regulation of transcription by RNA polymerase II.